UCAUAAAAGACUUUAGAGUAGGCAACAGCGGACAUGGAGGAAUUGAGCGCUGUAGGAGAACAGGUUUUCGAUGCUGAAUGCAUCCUUAACAAAAGAUUAAGAAAGGGAAAGUUGGAGUUUCUCGUGAAGUGGAGGGGAUGGUCGUCCAAGCACAAUAGCUGGGAGCCCCAAGAGAACAUCCUCGACCCAAGAUUGCUGGCUGCAUUUACCAAGAGUGAACAAGAAAAGGAAAUUCUGAAUGGCAAGAGAGGGAAAAGGCCGCGAGGCAGACCUCGAAAAGUUGUGGAAACUGUGCCUGAAGUGUCAAAGUCAAGCAGCUCUUCCUCGUCCUCGUCGUCGUCGUCUGGUUCGUCGUCGUCUUCGUCUUCAUCAUCCUCCUCCUCGUCAGACGAUGACGAUGAUACAGACGAAGAAAGAAAGGCAAAGCCGGGUCCUCGAACACGAGAGCUCCACCCCGUCCCUCAAAAGAAAGCACAGAUCAUCGUGGCCAAGCCUGAGCCCCCAAGGAAGAAGAGAGGCAGGAGAGCCCUGCCUGCUGAGAUGAAGGCCAUCCAACAGAACAAGGGCCAGCGCAAGAUUAUAAAGACUGUUUCCAAAGACUCCCCUUCAGACUCCCGAGUUGGAAUCAAGAAACCCCUACACCCAGCCAGCUUCACUUUCAUGGGGUUGAACAGCAGAGGCCCUCUGGGUGCCCCUGGCAGAAGUUCCCUUCCGCAUGGUGGGGCUACUAAAAGCUUGCUGAGCACUACAGGUGCCGGCCGGUCAAAUACGUCCCCCUCUGUUAACCAGAGAUCCCACCAGAGCAAGAGUCAAGCGUCUGAUUUCAAACUGUCCGUCUCUGAUGUGGGCAGCGGAUCAGGUCUGGACUUGAAAGCCACCUUGAGCAAAUUGCCCGGAGUAGCAGCGUUGAAUUUGCAUAACCCCAAGCACACAACCAGCAGUGGUCAGCCACCGCUGGGUUCCCCCAACGGGCUGAAGAAACCAGAUGCCUCUAGGCAGACCGCGCUGAACCGGGUGGCCACGAAUCCACCUGCACUUCCAUUCCCCGGUCCUAAAGGCCCGUCAAACCAAGCUGCCAACCUUCAGGCCCUAAACCCGCAGGGUGUGAACCCUCCAGCCCAGGGCAGCAGUGCUCCGGACAGCGGCGCCAUGCCGGUGUCGAACCUGCGGAGUGCCGCCAACCCAGCGCGGAAAGCCGCGACCGGUCAGUGUGGUCAAGAGCCGAGUCCUGUACAGUGUCAGGCCAUGCCUGGCGGACAACAGCCCAGAAAGAACAAGCCGGGAGUUGACAAGCUCAAACUGGAUGAGACCAGCGAGGUAGGUGCCGCGGCGGAGAGGCAGUCCACGACAAGAGCCCAAGGGAGGGCGGAGAAGGGUGGCGUCCAGAACCCCCCCUCGGAGGCCAGGGUCAUGGAGGGCAAGCGGGAGAGAUCUACAUCCAAAGAUGGCGGGAAACAGGCCAAGGUCCUGAGUGAGAUGAGCACCGGCGAGGAGGAGAGCACCUCGGACUCUGACCAAGACUCCCCGUACCCGAGCAACGGUCGGGACUUGUCCAUCUCCGUCCAGGCGGGCCAGGACUGGAAGCCCACGCGCAGUCUCAUUGAGCACGUGUUCGUCACCGACGUCACCGCCAACCUGGUCACGGUCACAGUUAAGGAGUCCCCCACCAGCGUGGGCUUCUUCAACAUCCGGAACUAUUGACCGAAUUCAGGUCAUCGAGCGGGCCCGGCCGAGGGGUCGCCAAGUGGAGUGCAGAGGCCUUGAAGGAAGUCGAUAAGCUAGAGCCAUGUUAACGCACAGACUGUACGUUUUCCCGCUUCUCUUAGAAUUUGCUCGUCUGAAAUUUACAGGCUCACAUUUUCAUUGUUAGUCACGCCAUUUCAAUUGUUAUAUAUUGUUCACAUUAGAAAAAAAAACAAGCUAAUCAGCUGGAGAAACGAUUCAGGGCCAGGCGUAAACUAGUGGUAGCUAUUUUUGUAAGCCAUCCAAACAUUUGAUUAUAGGCCAUUUUAAAAAUGCAUCACAAUACUAGGCUACUAGUCCGUUUAGGGUGUUUAGAACAUUGGAUUUCAAUGUUAGAGUACAAAGCAGCCAUGGAACUCUAAGGGGUACAUUUAGUUAUAGGUUUGCUACCUCCUGUUGAUUCCGGCAGUGUAUCCAAUGUUUUGUAAGAUCUUGGCAAAAACAAGCUUGGGAUGACUGUUUGUAAAGAAUUGAAGCAGUUACUGUCAAUUUCACAAUUCACGUUAGUGUUCAGCGCUGUAGUUUUAUGAAGUGUAAAACUGAAACAAAUGGACCAAUAAUACUGAAACUACCUAUGGAAACUUCUUUGUUCCGCUAUGAGUGUUUCAGUUCCGGGACUACCUCUGGCUCUUAAAGCUACUACAUUAUCAGAGUCGGAAAGGCAAACCCGGUUUGAGCACUGAGCACCAAGUUACUUAAUCAGUUAAAAAGGAGUUUAAUUCCUCAGCGCAGCCAGUCUAUCAGAGGAGUGUUCCAGCUAGACUAGAGUAUGGGGGAGGAAGAUACACUAUCUGUGUUCCCUGGUGCUCAGAUAACGGCGGUUACUGAUAGAGGGUACCCCUUCUACUCCUCCACAUCCCCUCUGCAACGUUCACCAGCAACUGUAUUCCAGUCAAACUUAGGGCUGUAAUGGACGAGCCCAGUUAGCGAAUGCCGAUAUUGAGAUGGCCCGAUGAUGGACGGCACACCUGAUGCUGCUCCUUCCCUUGCCCAGUCAGUCACCCCCACCCCCCUUUUUUUGUGUGUGCCUUUUGUUAGCAGCGAUGGUGCACGCUGUGGGACGACACAACUAAGGGAAGGGAGACUGAGAAAGUCCAGCAAUGAACUAACUGGGCACCGGUGCCUUUCCCUUCUUGUUUUGCGACCUGGUUUUAAAGUGGUAGGUUCAUGUUGAAAUGCUGGAUACGUUCUUUACCCGCUUGUGCGCACAAGCAAACAGUCACGCCACAAUCUCCUUUCACGCGCCUGCUGGGCUCAGAGACUCAUAAUAGAGUAGGCUAUGCUACCCCACCCCCACCCCGAAUUAAAGUAAUAUUUGAAUAGAGAAGAAACACAACAAUGUGCUACUUUCUUUCUGCUCUGUAGAGUGUUCAACCACAGCACUUCAGCCCAACUCCUCACUAUAAUCAUACUUAGUAAACUGCUUUUCAUUAUGUUGAAAUGUUUCCAUGCAGAUGCAUAGCGUGUUUUUUGUUUUUUUUUACGUGCGGUUGUAUUAUGCUGUAGCCUAUGUGGUAGUGUCAUUGUUUACAAACACAACUAAAUGUAUUUUGGUGUAAAUUGUGGAGGGAGUUCACGGUUUAGUUAUUUGUGAUUUGCCCCUAAUACAGAUCAGAGAACCUAGGCAUUCGCCAGACAUGUUUACUAACUAGAUGGGAUUGGCGGUUUUAAGUGGUUGUUUUCAGUUUUUUUCAGUGGUUUCUGUAUUUUUUUAAUUUUAUUUUUUCUUUAUGAUCGCUAGAUGCCUUAAACACUUAAUGGUUAUCUGGACCUUGGGAUUUAUGAAUUUUCACUGAAAUAUGUUCAUAUGCAAACAUUAGUGCCCGGAUGAAUCAAAAGCCAAAGUGAUGGCAGAAAACCUGAGAAUGAAGUUCUGAAUGAAGACUAGAUUUUUGAUGGUGCUCUUUGGUGCAAGUGCCUUAGUAGGUGAGAAAUGACUCUCUACAGGGUUUCUAAAAGCCUUUUGACUGUUGAUGGGGUUCACGUUCCUUGGGAAUUGAGGCAGGGUGGGAUGAUGGGGGAGUUAAAACUGGAUUGUUUUUAAAUGUUUCAUUUUUUUGACGUUUGCUGGAGCCAGACUAUUCCUGUAUCUUGUUGUUGUUUUCCUCUCUGCAUUUCGUAAAACUGUCAAAUGAGGGACUGAGUAAAGGUAUAAAAGUUGUUGGCCUGUUGUCUUACAUAUUUGUACAAUUCUUUUGAUAUACUAACCGUUUCACCAGAAGGCUGUAUUCUUCAAACUAUUUAUUUAAAUGAGGUCUUCAGGAUAGGACAAUGUCACAAUUCUUUGUAUUGUGCCUGUUGUCAUGAUAUUAACCUUAAUAAAUAGUACUU
Messenger RNA from Esox lucius (northern pike), 4074 nucleotides. RefSeq names its product chromobox homolog 2 (Drosophila Pc class) (gene cbx2). The transcript is spliced from 5 exons. Bases 34 to 1701 code for a protein of 555 amino acids. Lineage: Eukaryota; Metazoa; Chordata; Actinopteri; Esociformes; Esocidae. The record is from RefSeq and is a predicted model, not a curated record. Gene Ontology annotation, biological process: negative regulation of transcription by RNA polymerase II. Gene Ontology annotation, cellular component: PRC1 complex; heterochromatin.